AUGCUCAUAUCAUUACAGAAUGAACAUUUCUGUUUCAACGGCAAGUGUCAAUAUAGAGACCGGCAAUGUGGGGAGUUGUGGUUCGACGAGAACAUUCUGUCUGCCGGCAAGAUGUGCUACCUGCGAAACUCACUCUUCAGCAACAACUGUUACAACUGCGAUUACGAUGCCCCGACUAAGAAAACCUUCUCCUGCUUACGCAAGGACAUGUACUGCGGACGAUUAUUGUGCGCUCUUAACCAAUCCAGUCAACUAAGUAAAUUUAGUUUCACAAAGACUGGCUUAUCCUGCGUUUGCCCAAAAUUUAAGCUAAGAAAAGGGAGUGAACAUUUGUCGUACGUCAGAGAUGGUACAAAGUGCGAAGAAAAUAAGGCAGGCAGGCAGGCAGGCAGGCAGGCAGGCAGGCAGGCAGGCAGGCAGGCAGGCAGGCAGGCAGGCAGGCAGGCAGGCAGGCAGGCAGGCAGGCAGGCAGGCAGGCAGGCAGGCAGGCAGGCAGGCAGGCAGGCAGGCAGGCAGGCAGGCAGGCAGGCAGGCAGGCAGGCAGGCAGGCAGGCAGGCAGGCAGGCAGGCAGGCAGGCAGGCAGGCAGGCAGGCAGGCAGGCAGGCAGGCAGGCAGGCAGGCAGGCAGGCAGGCAGGCAGGCAGGCAGGCAGGCAGGCAGGCAGGCAGGCAGGCAGGCAGGCAGGCAGGCAGGCAGGCAGGCAGACAGACAGAUAGAUAG
Messenger RNA from Helobdella robusta, 720 nucleotides. RefSeq lists its product as hypothetical. The record is from RefSeq and is a predicted model, not a curated record. Bases 1 to 720 code for a protein of 239 amino acids. NCBI's taxonomy places the organism in Eukaryota, Metazoa, Annelida, Clitellata, Rhynchobdellida, Glossiphoniidae. The transcript has 3 exons.